AUGGCGUCGUCUUCAAAUCCUUAUCAACAUUUUAAUCAACAGCAUAUGGAGGAAGAUGAUGAUUUGAUUGAUCCGGAUGAUGAUGAUCUCGAUGAUCCCCUCAAUACCACAACAUCCCGAACACCAUUAACAGGAAAUAUCCAAACCACGCAAUCCACCUCUCAAUCAAAUCAAAAUUAUCUCACUUCCCGAAUCCCCGGUGAAGAUCGUCGAGCCCCAACAAACACACUCGAUGAAUCAGUUUGGGAAACUCUCUCUCGAGAUCUCUCAGCCAUCUGGUCCAAAAUGCGCGAAGUUCUAUACCCAAAAUACCUAUUUGGUGGAUCGAUGAUUGAUUCCCACGGUUUACGAGGAGCUUAUUCACAAUUUCGAGAAAAUGGUAUACAAGGCGCAAGAGAAGAAUUGAGGGGUAUGAUUGGAAGAGUUACGGAUGUGGAAGGUCUUACACAGGGUAAUGCAAUGAGUGAGGGAUUGAGAGAUUGGGAUUUAUGGGGUCCGUUGGUUUUUUGUUUGGGCUUGUCUUUGUUGUUGAGUUUUAGGGCGAGAGGUGAUCAGAUGAGUAAGGUUUUUAGUGGGGUUUUUGCUAUGGUUUGGUUGGGUGAGGCGGUGGUUACGGUGCAGAUUAAGUUAUUGGGGGGGAAUAUUUCCUUCGCCCAAUCCGUUUGCAUAAUAGGUUACACACUCUUCCCACUUGUUAUCGCCGCUCUCCUCAGCGCUCUAGGUCUUCAUCCCAUUCCUCGAAUUCCUAUAUACAUAGUAUUAGUAGGAUGGAGUAUGGCAGCAGGUAUUAGUAUAUUAGGUGGUAGUGGAGUUGUGAAAAAUCGAGUAGGAUUGGCGGUUUUUCCUUUAGCAGGCGGGGGGAGGUAUCUUGAGAGGGAAGGGAGGGAAGAAAGGGAGAAAGGAAGAAAGAGAAAAAGUACGGAUUUUUAUGAGCUUCUUCUACAUUUGUCUAUCCUAUAG
Messenger RNA from Sclerotinia sclerotiorum 1980 UF-70, 960 nucleotides. RefSeq lists its product as hypothetical. Gene Ontology annotation, biological process: endoplasmic reticulum to Golgi vesicle-mediated transport. The transcript is spliced from 4 exons. Bases 1 to 960 code for a protein of 319 amino acids. NCBI's taxonomy places the organism in Eukaryota, Fungi, Ascomycota, Leotiomycetes, Helotiales, Sclerotiniaceae. The record is from RefSeq and is a predicted model, not a curated record. Gene Ontology annotation, cellular component: membrane; trans-Golgi network.